AUGAUCGACUUGAUCAACUGGAAGUUCACUUUAGAUCUUGACAUAAGGAGGCUGCAAACAGAUGAGAGGUCCGUUCAUCAAGUGAUAUAUGAAAGCUUGUGCUGGAUAGAAAAGAAGAACGUGCAGAUUGAAAUCAUACUUGAUUAUAUAUUUCUAGAUUGUUUCCUUAAAAUAUUUCCUGAAUUAAUGAGCAUUUCGCACGAAUACGGAUCAGAAGAUGUUGAAUGUGUGGCUCCCAUAAGUGCAAACAAUGACAUAUUGAAAAGGAUGUUUAAACAACAAAAGGUUGCAAUUUGUCUUGCAAUAACAAAAAGAUUUCCAUUUUUGCAUGGGUUGCAAGAUGUAGGUUUACUGUCUGAACUUGAAUUACUGAAGCUGCAAGCAGAUGAGAGAUCCACCCAACAUGUGGUGUAUGAAAGUCUGUGCUGGAUCGAGGAGAAGGAGAAAGAAAGCUUUAAAGUCUUCUUUGUUUACAUAUUUCAGAAAUGCUUCUUGAACCUCUACGGCAAACUAAAUAUCAUCUCACAACAAAUCAAGACGCAAGCUGACCCUGUAAAUAUAUGUCCAAUCAGUACUGAAGAACUAAAGUUAAUUUUGAAGAGAGAGAAAACUCACAUUUCAGAUGCUAUAAAUCUAUUAUUUCCAUUCAUGAAUGGCCUGCAAGACAGAGGUAUUCUAUCUGAACUGGAAUUAUUGAAUAUUCAAGCUGAGGAAUGGCCUGUUAUGAAAGUUGUGCAUAAAACUCUGUGCUUGAUUGAAGCAGAGAGGACACACCUGUUACAAGAUUUCUUUGCCUACCUGUCUCAAGACAUGUACCUAGAAAUGUUUCCCAAACUUAAAGACAUUUUAGAAAGAAUCUUGCAAAAUGCACCUCCUGUACUGCAGUUGGAAAAGAGAAUCGGUAAGAAGCCAUAUGUAUAUGAAUCAGAAGAUUUUAGAAAUGUGAAGGCCCGAUUAACCUCAAAUUUUGAUGAACCCCCUCCACUGUUGUUGGGAAAUGGAAUCAGUAAAAAGUCAGACAUCUAUAAAUCAAAAGAUUUUAGAAAUGCAAAGGCCCAUAAAGUCUCGAGUAUUGGUGAAACUCCUGCACAUAGUUUGGGAAAGAGAAGAAUUAAGAAACCAGAUAUGUAUGAAUCAGAAGAUUUUAGAAUUGCCUAUUCAACUUCAGAUCUAGAUGAACCCAUUGCUUGCAGGCUACGAAAGAUAAAUCGUAAGAAAUCAGGUAUGUAUGAAGCAGAAGAUUUUAGAAAUGUGUCAAAUGAAAGAAGAAUGUAA
Messenger RNA from Pelobates fuscus (common spadefoot toad), 1275 nucleotides. RefSeq lists its product as uncharacterized. Gene Ontology annotation, cellular component: nucleus. The transcript has 10 exons. Gene Ontology annotation, molecular function: DNA-binding transcription factor activity, RNA polymerase II-specific. Lineage: Eukaryota; Metazoa; Chordata; Amphibia; Anura; Pelobatidae. The coding region runs from base 1 to 1275 and encodes 424 amino acids. The record is from RefSeq and is a predicted model, not a curated record. Gene Ontology annotation, biological process: regulation of transcription by RNA polymerase II.